Rotaria sordida is the source of this 519-nucleotide messenger RNA. The record is from the annotation of a GenBank genome assembly. NCBI's taxonomy places the organism in Eukaryota, Metazoa, Rotifera, Eurotatoria, Philodinida, Philodinidae.
AUGGAUGAAAAAAAUGAAAAAGAAGAAAUAAAAUCAGAUGUUAUAGAUCGAAGACAUGAUCAGAUGAUAGAUCAUCUAUAUCGUGCUAAUCAAGUUGCCAAACGUGCAUUACAAUUUGGUCAUCAUCCAUUUGGUUGUAUACUUGUUGCACCAGACAAUCAAACUGUUUUAAUCGAACAAGGAAAUAUCGAUACAGUUAAUCAUGCUGAAUCAACACUUGCUCGAAUUGCUUAUACAAAUUUUUCUCCUGAAUAUCUUUGGGAAUGUACAAUUUAUACAACAUUCGAACCAUGUGUUAUGUGUACAGGGACAUUGUAUUGGACUAAUAUUGGGCAUGUCGUUUAUGGUGCAACAGAAAAACGUUUACUUGAACUUACUGGUAAUAAUAAGAAAAAUCCAACACUUGAUAUUCCUUGUCGUUAUGUAUUUGAUCAUGGGCAGAAGAAUGUUAAAGUAUCUGGUCCAUUUCCUGAAAUUGAAGAUGAACUCAUAGAAUUACAUAAAGAAUUUUGGAAAUAA